AGCCAGCGUCAUGCAGCAGUAGGGCCAUGAAGUGUGCAAAAUGAAAUGAGUAGCUACAUACUUAUACCCCUACGGGAAUUAGAAGAGGCAUGUUAUUGUAAACCAUGCUGUCUGAAUAGAACACAUUUUCGAGAUGUUUCUUGUAGUUUGCUAGUUAGGUUUUGUCACUAGCCAGGAGUGUUUUUUUCUGUUAUGUGUUUACUGUGAAAGAGGACAGUUUGCGUCAGCUUUCAAGAUGGACACCGCCGAGGAAGCGGACAUAUGCCGGGUCUGCCGGUCUGAAGGAACCCCGGAAAAGCCAUUAUAUCACCCCUGUGUGUGCACAGGAAGUAUAAAAUUCAUCCACCAAGAAUGCUUGGUACAAUGGCUCAAACACAGCAGGAAAGAAUACUGCGAAUUAUGCAAGCACAGAUUUGCUUUCACGCCAAUCUAUUCUCCAGACAUGCCUUCCCGGCUGCCUGUCCAGGACAUUUUUGCGGGGCUGGUGACCAGUGUAGGCACAGCUAUUAGAUACUGGUUUCACUACACACUAGUGGCCUUUGCUUGGUUGGGAGUGGUUCCUCUCACAGCAUGUCGCAUCUACAAGUGUCUGUUUACCGGCUCUGUGAGUUCCCUCCUCACCCUGCCAUUAGAUAUGCUUUCUACGGAGAACCUGCUGGCCGACUGCUUGCAGGGCUGUUUUGUUGUGACGUGUACGCUCUGUGCCUUCAUCAGUCUGGUUUGGCUGCGGGAGCAGAUAGUGCACGGCGGCGCCCCCCAGUGGCUCGAUCAGCAGCAACAGCCCCAACAUGCCCCAGCAGCACAGCAUCAGGAGCAGGACCCUGUUCCUGGGCAGGAGUUGGGCGAGGACCAGGUCGCCGCUGAGCCCCAGGCAAAUGACGCUGCAGUAGGGGAUGACGUCCCCGACAUCCAGGUGGACCCUGCUGAGGAGAUGGAGCUGGAGGAUGAAGACGAGGCUGGUGCUGAAGAUGUGGCUGAUGCCAACAAUGGAGCGCAAGAUGACAUGAAUUGGAAUGCCCUGGAAUGGGAUAGGGCGGCCGAAGAGUUAACAUGGGAGAGGAUGCUCGGUCUUGAUGGUUCCUUGGUGUUCCUGGAGCAUGUCUUCUGGGUGGUCUCACUUAACACACUCUUCAUACUGGUGUUCGCUUUUUGUCCGUAUCACAUUGGUCAUUUCACAGUCGUGGGACUUGGCUUUGAAGACAAUGUGAGAUCCUCCCACUUUGAAGGCCUGGUCACCACCAUCGUGGGCUACAUUCUCCUGGCCAUGACAUUAAUACUGUGCCAUGGCUUGGCAGCGUUGGUUCGAUUUCAGAGAUCCAGACGUCUUUUAGGAGUUUGCUACAUUGUUGUGAAGGUGUCCCUUCUGGUCGUCGUGGAGAUUGGUGUAUUCCCUCUCAUCUGUGGCUGGUGGCUCGACAUCUGCUCACUGGAGAUGUUCGAUGCGUCUUUAAAGGACAGAGAGCUGAGUUUUGAGUCCGCUCCGGGAACCACCAUGUUCCUCCACUGGCUGGUGGGGAUGGUUUAUGUCUUCUACUUCGCCUCCUUCAUCCUCCUACUGAGAGAGGUGCUGAGGCCCGGCGUUUUAUGGUUCCUCAGAAACCUGAACGAUCCCGAUUUCAAUCCCGUUCAAGAAAUGAUUCACCUGCCCAUAUACAGACAUCUGCGCAGAUUCAUUUUAUCAGUGGUAGUGUUUGGCUCCAUAGUCUUACUGAUGCUGUGGCUUCCCGUUAGGAUGAUCAAACUCCUCCUCCCAGCCUUCCUCCCCUAUAAUGUCAUGCUCUACAGCGACGCCCCGGUCAGUGAGCUGUCUCUGGAGCUGCUCCUGCUGCAGGUGGUUCUGCCGGCCCUGCUGGAACAGGGUCACACGCGCCAGUGGCUCAAAGGCCUUGUCCGGGCCUGGACCGUCAGCGCCGGUUACCUGCUGGACCUCCACUCCUACCUGCUGGGCGACCAGGAAGGGGAGGACAACGAUGCGGACCAGCAGGCCAACAACCAGCCGGGCAGGAACGACAACGCCAUCCCCCAGGGCCUGCACGCAGCCCACCAGGCCGUCCUUCAGCAGGGAGGGCCGGUGGGCUUCCAGCCCUACCGCCGGCCCAUGAAGUUCAGCUUCAGGAUAGUGCUGCUGAUCCUGUUCAUGUGUGUGACGCUGAUGGUGGCCAGUCUGCUGUGUCUCACGUUGCCAGUAUUCACGGGCCGGUACCUGAUGUCCUUCUGGACAGGGAGCGCCAAGAUCCACGAGCUGUACACGGCGGCGUGUGGCCUGUACGUGUGCUGGCUGUCAAUCCGGGCUGUGACAGUGCUGCCGGGCUGGAUGCCCCGGGGCCGCGGGGUGGUUCUACUCAAGGUCCAGGAGUGGGCCCUCAUGGUAAUGCUCUGUGACACGAUCUUGAAGACGGUGGUUGUGGCUGUCCUGCUGGCUGGAGCCAUCCCUCUGCUGCUGGGCCUGCUGUUUGAGCUGGUCAUAGUAGCUCCUCUCAGGGUUCCACUGGACCAAACUCCCCUCUUCUAUCCCUGGCAGGACUGGGCUCUCGGGGUGCUCCACGCCAAAAUCAUCGCAGCCAUUACUCUGAUGGGUCCCCAGUGGUGGCUGAAAACAGUUAUUGAGCAGGUCUACGCUAACGGAAUUCGCAACAUUGAUCUCCAUUUCAUCAUCCGUAAGCUGGCAGCCCCAGUCCUCUGUGUUCUGCUGGUGUCUCUCUGUGGACCCUAUGUCAUCUCAGCUGGCAUCGUCCCCAUCGUAGGAGUUACCAUGGAGAUGCAGAUUUUGGUGCAGAGGAGAAUCUACCCCUUCCUGCUCAUGGUUGUCAUGCUGCUGGGAAUCCUCUCCUUUCAAAUCCGUCAAUUCAAGCGCCUUUACGAACACAUUAAGAAUGACAAGUACCUGGUUGGACAGAGGUUGGUGAACUAUGAACGCAGCGUGGCAGGCAGAAGCACAGCUACACGCAGCAGUUCUUCCCAUGAGUAGGAGCCUUUAACACCUGACCUGAGAACAGCUUUUAUGUGUGUGGCCUCUCCUACGCCUCCACCGUUCCGACACGUCUCCACUGGCUCCUUACAGUCAAGGCUCAGGCGAUAGCCUCUCGCUGUGCCCUCCUAACUUCCUGCUCAUAGGCUCAGCCGGAAAAGUAUUGUUUUACCAAUGCGUUAACGUAUGAAAACCCGCCAAGUUGGAUUCGAAGAAGGAUACGUAAUCUUUGUGCAUCGUGACAAAAAGGCAUAUUUUGUUAAUUUAUUAAAUCUAGAUGUCACUGUACUGUGGGUUCCUGUUGUUGAAUCUGGAUUGACUAGUGUGGUAUGUGUGCUGUUCGUCAAGGAUGCAGUCCUUGGAUACCACUCUUCUGCCCAGCACAAUGGCAAACUAUUGGAACACACGACUGAGGGUCCAGGAAUGAGGACCGUGAGACAAGGAUGAAGAUCUUUAGAAUCAGUUUUUGCUGUUUUUAUUUAUUUAGAUUUUCCUUUUUAGGGGUUUAGUAUUAAGGUGUGGGUAAGAAAGGAGAUUACAGUUCCCAUUGGAAUGUCCUAUUUACUCUUUCAGCUACCGGACUCAUCGCCAGGGACGUUUUGUUUAGAAUUCAUGCAUUUCAGUUCAGUGCCUGACUGAAUGGCCAAAAGGGAGCAAAUGAGUGUCAGGCUUCCCUGAAAUAGCUUUAUAUUUGCUCAAUUGUGUCCUGUCUCAGGCUGGGCUUAUUAUUCUGUUUCCCAGCGAGCCAGAUUUGGAUAAUGUAGCUUGGAUGUUUGAUCUCAUUUCAGAGAACAUUACAUGGCAGAGUAUCUGCUUUUUAGUUAGGCAUUUGGUAUUAGGAAGUUACAAGAUUGUAACUGUGUGCUAAUUAAAUUUGUAUAGUUUCUACUCGAGAUUUCUUGCUACACUUGUUGUACAGAGUAUCAUGUGAUGUUACUUAUGCACGAUAUCAGUCUUUGCACUUUCAAAAUCUUUAACAUAGUGAUGUCAUUCAUAAAAUGUUUUAGUGAAAUCGUGUCAGUAUUUCAAUGUGGUGGCGAUGACACUACAUUUAAAUAUUAUUUUCUUCAUGAGUUUUAGGUCAGGGUUGACUGUUUGUUUUUGUGGUAAGGAGAUUCUAAGUUCGUAAAUAAAGAAUUUCUAUGCUUAUGGAUUGUUUACAAAGGCAAACAUUUUCUUUUUCAAUGUGUACAUUUUGUUGUCAGUGGCAGGUUUAUGAUUCAUUUUCUCAUUGUUUCAGAGAGAUUCUAUAAGUGACCUAUGAUCUUACAAAACUGGAUACGAUUGUUUACAUGCUCUUCAUUUUAUUCUCAAUUUGACGCAAAUGUUCUAUUUUUAUAUGUGCAUAUAGAUGUUUAAAUCUUGUUGCUGUUUCAUCUGCUUCCAUGGGUCAUGUUGUAUUCCUAAGUGAUAAAGUGUAUAUUGGUAAUCAUAAUAAAUAGCUUUUUUUCCCUCACCUUAA
Esox lucius (northern pike) is the source of this 4430-nucleotide messenger RNA. RefSeq names its product membrane-associated ring finger (C3HC4) 6 (gene marchf6). Lineage: Eukaryota; Metazoa; Chordata; Actinopteri; Esociformes; Esocidae. The coding region runs from base 236 to 2968 and encodes 910 amino acids. The record is from RefSeq and is a predicted model, not a curated record. Gene Ontology annotation, molecular function: zinc ion binding. The transcript is spliced from 26 exons. Gene Ontology annotation, cellular component: endoplasmic reticulum membrane.